AUGCAUAUGGGGAGUGCUCGUGUCAGUAGCGGUUGCAAAAAGAGUAAAAAGUAUGUGCAGUCAAGAUUACAGAUCGGUAAGAAGAGAAAUGAGGUUAUAAAGUGCUCCAAAUGUGAAAUGACAUAUUCACCUUCUGUGAUAAAUGAUAUCAAUGCCCAUAAAGUAUACCAUGACAUGCAUCUAAAGGGAAGGAAGUGGUCUAAUAGCUGGGGCCUUGAGGUGAAUAGUUUUGCGAAUGACAAUUGUUACGUGCUUACGCCGCCAUCCUCGUCAUCAUCCAAAGGAGUUGACGGUGGAUUCUUUGACGACCGCAUCGUCAUGAUACGACCUGAUUUCGCUGGCGAGGUAAAAGCAGCAAUGGAACUUCUAGAUAUUGUUAAUGAUGAAUUAAAUGCCCCACAUGAUGAAAACGAUUUUUGGAGUCAGAAUCGAGGCCAAGGAAAGGCCUUUGUCUAUAUAAAAAACAAAAGGGCCGUUGGAGUCAUUACAAUGGAGGUUUUGGACUCGGAUAGAGGCAGAUGGAUGGUUUACAAUACAAAAAGUAUAAUAGAACAUGUACGACCAAACUUCUUGGUGGGUAUAUCAAGGAUAUGGGUAUGUCGAACCGAGAGGUGUGCUGGGGUUGCGACAAGAUUACUGGAAGUGGCGAGAGAUAAUACUAUUUAUGGAAAGACAAUUGAAAAAUGGGAAGUUGCAUGGAGCCAGCCGACUGAAAGUGGUGGAAAAUUAGCUUCUAAGUAUAAUGGGCGGAAACACAAAUCUGGUAAAUUGCUUUUACCAUGCUAUAUAUAA
Zygotorulaspora mrakii is the source of this 792-nucleotide messenger RNA. It is a transcript of the gene ECO1, whose product is annotated as Eco1p. The transcript has a single exon. Gene Ontology annotation, molecular function: protein-lysine-acetyltransferase activity. The record is from RefSeq and is a predicted model, not a curated record. Lineage: Eukaryota; Fungi; Ascomycota; Saccharomycetes; Saccharomycetales; Saccharomycetaceae. Gene Ontology annotation, cellular component: chromatin; nucleus. Gene Ontology annotation, biological process: mitotic sister chromatid cohesion. Bases 1 to 792 code for a protein of 263 amino acids.